AUGUCUUCCAAACAAGGAAAUAGUGAAAAUACUCAAGACCCAGACGAAUUUCUAUUUGAAGAUGGCUACCCUAUAACACAAACUUCUCCUUUUCAAAACUUUAUUGAUUACUGCAAACCUGCAGAAUUAGCCCAGAAACGCAAAAAAUUCAAUAAGCGUCCAGUUUAUCUCAAAAAUACUUUAUUCCACCCAGACCACUGCAAAAAACUACGAAAGCGGGAGUUAUCUGACAAGUUAUCAGCAUUUGACGAUUUCAAAAAAGCUGGCAACAAAUUUUACCACACAAAAGACUAUGAAAAAGCUCUAGAAUGCUACGAGUAUGCUUAUGGGCUCUUCAAAUAUCUAGAAUUUAAGAUUGAAGACGAAUUAAAGCUGAAAACAAUUACAGAUGAUUCUCUUACUUAUUUUUUCCCUAAAGAAAUCAAUGAAAUAAAGCUUUUUAAGUCUCCAAUUGUUACUAUUUUGGUUAAUUUAGCUGCAGCAAUGGUGCCACUAAGGCAUUUCAAUGAAGCUAUAGCUGCUAUAACUGAAGCACUAGAAUAUGACUCAGAUAAUGUGUCUUUGUAUGCUAAAAGAAGCCAAAUACGAUAUCAUGAUUUAUCAGCGAAUGAAAAAGAAUUAAAAUUGGCAAUAGAGGAUGCUAAAAUGUAUGCGCAGAUGUCAGGGGUCAAAUGAAGUUUAAUUGGUAAACUGGAAGCGAAAUUCAAUGAAUAUAAGUCUGAAGAGCUCACAUUGGUAAAAGAAAUUACAACUUCGUUAGUUAGGCAUGGUAUUGGCGACUCAGAAGAAUUGUCUAAUGAAGUUGAAUUUGAGCAAAAAGUCGUAAACAAAAUGGUCGAAAAAUAUGAAGAAAUCUUACGAUUUUAUCAAGAAGGGAAUAAAUAUUUACAAAGAUCCAGAGUCAGAAAAGAGAUGGGAGAAGUUCAACCAAUUUUUUUUAAAAUGAAAAGAAUUUUAGAUUUAACAGUUGAAAACGAGACACUUAAGCAUGAACUGAUAGAGUCAGGAUUUGACCCUCAAGAUAAAAAAGUUAUAUGCUCAGUAGAGUCCAUCAAGAAAUUCAAAAUAUCGAUGACCUUUAGUGGAGGCAAAUUGAAUGACCAGUUAUUAAAUUGAUGCAUAGAUAAAUGUAGCGAAGAAGAAAAGCUGAAAAGAAACGCUGAAGUUGAUGUAAAACCUAAAAAAAGAUGGAGUUGAAAGUACUUAAUUAUCGGAGCUGCUAUAACUGCUGUAGUAGGUUGGGGGAUAACAAUAUAUUUUAAACUAUAA
Messenger RNA from Blepharisma stoltei, 1269 nucleotides. The record is from the annotation of a GenBank genome assembly. NCBI's taxonomy places the organism in Eukaryota, Ciliophora, Heterotrichea, Heterotrichida, Blepharismidae.